GGGGAGUCUGUGACUGGAUCGCAAGGGCAGAAAAACAGCACAUCUCAUGACCCAGAGCAAGAUGCAGACCUGGAGUCUGGUAAAGACCACAGCCAGGGAAGUGGCCCCAAAUCCAGAUCUCGCAUUAUUGCUAUUAUUUCCCUCCUUCUCUGUUUCAUUGGUUGUCUUAAUUAUAUAAUUAGUAUCGUUGUAGAGGUUUUGUGCAUGUGGAAUCUGAACACAUUUGGGAAAGACAUGGCAAAUUCUACUGACGAAAUGCUUACUACAAACAAUGACACGUGUGAUCCCGGGCAAUCUCAAGAGCAUAUACCUUAUGACCUGAUUGAUUUUGUACUUUACAUUCAGCCUGCUAUCGUUAUUAGCUUCUGGGAGUUCAAAUUAGCUAGCCCCAUUGACCAAUAUGAGAGGGAGGAAAAUCAAAAAAUCAAAAAAGAAAAUAAGGGUGCAGACGAAAAGAUAAAGCGUGAAGAGACAGAGUACCGUGUGCGUCGCACCUGCUACUUUAUUUCCUUGAACAUGUUGUUCUUUUUCCUUUUCCACUGCGUGGAAUGUACAAGCUGUUCUUUCUUGAACCCCAGUGUGUUUUUGGGAACGGCGAUUACAUUUUUGAACAGACCGGCUUGUCCGUGGAUUAGCAUUGCUUUUCAACUGCCUGCGGUGCCCGCCUAUACAUUAGGCUGUUGGUACGCUACUAGAAUGGCGUGGGUGCUACGCCGACGAGCCGAAAAAAUAAUCAAUGAAUCAGAAGACCACUUUGGCACUGGCAACCAAGAUAAAGAUCCAAGAAAUAUUCUAAAAGAAUUAAAUGAGAAGUUAUUCUAUGACGACUGGGGUGAGAAAGUUUGGAAGAAAAUUGCCGUUGUUAUGAACAUCAUGAUGUUUAUUGCUGCUACCCUAGUUCUCCUCUACACACACGUGUAUAUAUCGGAGGUUAAGCUGACUCUAGGGCGGUGGUCUAGUCACUUAAUGCGGCUGCUUUCUAUAGUGUUUCUCGCCAUGAUCCCUUACCUGUAUGUUGCUUAUGCCUGUACCCGAGUGACUGAAGAGCUUAACAAGAUGUUAGAAAAAAGCAUGGAGGCAGAACGGCACUAUGUGUAUGAUAAAGUCGAGAGUUCUGAAUUUGGCCAUACUGCGGAUAAAGUUAACAUGGACAGCAUAGCAGUACAGUACAAUGAUCAUGAUCAUAAGCCCGAAUCUGAGGACGUUGGCCCUGUUGAUGAAGUUAACAUAGACAGUAUAGGAGUAAACUGCGACAUCCCUAGCGAGUGGGACAAUAUAGCUAUUAGAAUCAAAACACUUGACCAACGUAUCCAAUUGAGUGAACGACGUGCACAGUGGGACAGACUACACCAGGAAAUCUCCAAAGUUCAGGACACGGCUCUUUACAAUGGGAUACUGACUUCUGCAUACACAACUAGGAAUGGUGUUCACUGGACACUUUUAGGCAUGAUAGGCGCUGUAGCAUGGGAAGUUCUGGACCACCUUAAUGCAUUUGAGGAUAGCAUUGACAGCGACGCAAGUAAGGAACGGUUCGUAGUAACGUUGUUCGGUACUUUGGCGCUUGUAGCUGGCAUUUCAGCUGUGAUUUUUGUGAUCUGUUGGCAGAUAUGUGGUUGUUGCGGUGACAAAAUGUGUAAGGAAGCAUGUUGCUCAAACCUUAAAGAAUAUCCUAGAGCAAACAUUUGUUUGGUCGCAUUUGCAACCCUUGUCGUCUGGGGCAUUAUAUACAUAAGUUUCUAUUUUGAGGUCUACAAGGAUAAAGAUUGUACGAUGGAAUCGAAUCCUCUCUUUCCAUAGUUGUCAUAACACUAAACAAUCUGUAUAUUGCUGGAAAAUAGAUAGAUGAAAAUGCAUAGGUGGACAUAAUUUUAAACGUUUUGAGAAUUGACUAUAUUUGACUUAUGGCGACUACAAUAACCUCCUAAGAUUCGAAAGGAUCACAUGGUUGUCUAAUUCAACUAGAAAGGUAUAACCUUCAACUGGUCUUGCCCAACAAACUACUGCUUUGUUUAUUCUUACUCAAAGCAAUACGUUGAUGUAUUGUGAACAGACUCUCCAACUCUGUUCUACUACAUAAUGUAACCCAACACCACAGGGUGUUGCUACAGUACAAGUUACCAUGGUGACAGACGUCUGGUCCAGUUUUUAAACUGCGCUGACUUUGCCUUGUUUUGCAGUGUCCUACAAUCAUAAUAUAGCUAUAUCAUAAACUACAGUGAUUAAUGUAAAUGCCCAUGUUCAGAGAAGAUAUGUUACACUGUUUUCAAAAUGAUGAUGAUGGUGUAUAAAAUUGUAUAAAGGUGUAAAUGUACUUAUUAUUGUUAUUUUCUGUGUACGUAUGUGGCAUAACAAAAUACUAGUAAGUUAUAACUUGAGUGUACGUCACAUUGUCCAUGUCUUUUGUGUAAUGGUAAUAAAAAUGUGCUACAAUAUGCGGACUGUCCACACCGAAGGUCCAAGAUAUGUUAUUAAGUGAUCAUGAUAAAAGUACAUGUAUUUUAAAAAGAAUCUGAUCACGUAGAGGAACACUGUAAUUAUGAAUACAAUGUCCGUCUAUGUGCCAGUAUACAAAUUUAUACAAUGUAUAUAAUGUUGUGAAAUAUAUUGGACAUAGAAAUCUAGCUUCAUCUUACUUCCUGGACAUGAAUAGUCUAAUGCCCUUAUAGAAUACACAAGAUUCUUCCAUGUAAAUAUGCAUUCUUGCGAUAUUGCAAUUUUGCGAUCCAAUAAGAAAGACAAAAAUAACUGUGCAAAUAAAAUUGACUGAAAGAAGUAUGAUUAAAACGUACAAUGUCUUCAUUGUGUGCAAGUUUGUGUGCUGGAAAUCUUGCCUAUUGAAUAUAUUUAUAUGAGUAUUAGGUAUUAUCCUUAAAUGGUUUUCGUCUCUUUUUACGUCUCUCUUG
Messenger RNA from Branchiostoma belcheri (Belcher's lancelet), 2903 nucleotides. RefSeq lists its product as uncharacterized. The record is from RefSeq and is a predicted model, not a curated record. NCBI's taxonomy places the organism in Eukaryota, Metazoa, Chordata, Leptocardii, Amphioxiformes, Branchiostomatidae. The transcript has a single exon. The coding region runs from base 205 to 1797 and encodes 530 amino acids.